AAAUUAACUUUUAUUCUUAAUUAUUUUCUUGCUGGCUCGUGAACUACUAUUAAAGAAAAAUCAAGAAAAGCUCCUGAGUACUGGAAAAAAAUAAAGCAGAGACGAAAAAAGCAGAAGACGACUUUAUCUUUUUCUGGUUUUUGUUGUUCUUUGACUUUAUGGGCUCUUUUGUUUUAGAUUUAGGCUCCUACGGAUCUGCUUAAAUCCUUGUGAUCCUGUUUCUUAUUUUUUCUGUUUACCCGUAAUUUCCGGAGGAUUCAAGUUCUGGAGCAGACCCAGAUUCUGUUCUAGCUUUACUGAGUUUCUGGAUUUGGUCGGAGAAGCUGAGGUUAGGUGGAUUUGUCUUUCAAGAUUGAUGUGAUUUAAGCUUCUGGGUUUCUAAUUCUGCCUCUGCUUGUCUGAAAGUCAGUGGAAUCUCUCAUCUCAGUGUGAAGCUCUCUGUUUUGGGCAUUUCUGGUUAUAAAGAAAGGGUUGGUCUUGUUGAAAAACAUCCUUUGAAGAAGAAAUAGAAAUGUCGUUUAGGAGCAUUGUUCAAGAUGUGAAAGAUGGGUUUGGGAGCUUGUCGAGGAGGAGUUUCGACUUCAGGCUCUCGAGUCUCCACAAAGGGAAAUCUCAGGGAUCUUCGUUUCGUGAGUAUUCGUCUUCCCGUGAUCUUUUGUCACCUGUGAUAGUUCAGACAAGCAGAUGGGCUAAUCUUCCUCCGGAGCUACUCUUCGAUGUGAUUAAAAGAUUAGAGGAGAGCGAGAGUAAUUGGCCUGCAAGAAAACAUGUCGUGGCUUGUGCUUCUGUUUGUCGGUCUUGGAGAGCUAUGUGCCAAGAAAUCGUCGUAUGUCCUGAAAUCUGUGGGAAGCUCACUUUUCCAGUUUCCCUCAAACAGCCAGGGCCUCGUGAUGCAAUGAUUCAAUGUUUCAUUAAAAGGGAUAAAUCAAAGCUAACAUUUCACCUUUUUCUUUGUUUAAGUCCCGCUCUACUCGUAGAGAAUGGGAAAUUUCUUCUUUCGGCUAAAAGAACUCGUAGAACUACUCGAACCGAGUACAUUAUCUCCAUGGAUGCUGAUAACAUCUCAAGAUCAAGCAACGCUUACCUCGGAAAGCUCAGAUCAAACUUUCUUGGGACAAAGUUCUUGGUAUACGACACACAACCACCACCAAACACAUCUUCGAGCGCACUCAUCACCGAUAGAACAAGCCGAAGCAGAUUUCACUCAAGAAGAGUCUCUCCUAAAGUCCCAUCAGGCAGCUACAACAUUGCUCAGAUCACAUACGAGCUCAACGUGUUGGGCACACGCGGGCCACGGAGAAUGCACUGCAUCAUGAACUCCAUCCCAACUUCAUCUCUCGAACCGGGCGGUUCAGUCCCUAACCAACCGGAUAAACUCCUCCCUCCUCCACCACGGUCUUUCGACGACUCGUUCCGCAGCAACAUCUCGUUCUCCAAAUCAUCGCUCGACUACCGCUCCGUAGAUUUCAGCAGCUCAAGAUUCUCCGAGAUCGGAGUUUCUUGCGAGGAUGACCAAGAAGAGACGAGUUUCAGACCGUUGGUGCUAAAGAACAAGCAGCCUAGGUGGCACGAGCAGUUGCAAUGCUGGUGUUUGAAUUUCCGAGGGCGUGUCACGGUUGCGUCGGUUAAGAAUUUCCAGCUUGUGGCGGCGAGGCAGCCGCCGACGCAGCAAGGGACAGGCGGCGGAGCAGCGGCUGCUGCUGCACCGGCGCCUCAUCCGGAGCAAGACAAAGUGAUUCUACAGUUUGGUAAAGUGGGGAAAGAUAUGUUCACGAUGGAUUAUAGGUAUCCAUUGUCGGCGUUUCAGGCGUUUGCUAUUUGCUUAAGCAGCUUUGACACUAAGCUUGCUUGUGAAUAAAGAAGAAAACAACUCAUCAUCGACCUUCUACAUUCAAGCUAAUCUUUAUGUCUCUCCAUUUAUCUAUGCAUUUGGUUUUUUUUGGGGGCAAAAUCAAAUUGUCUGAAUAUUCAGUUGUUACUGUGAGAGUGACUCAGAAGUCUACUAUUAACAUCUUUCUCUAUUCUAAA
Messenger RNA from Eutrema salsugineum, 2028 nucleotides. RefSeq names its product tubby-like F-box protein 10. The record is from RefSeq and is a predicted model, not a curated record. The transcript has 5 exons. Gene Ontology annotation, molecular function: protein binding. Lineage: Eukaryota; Viridiplantae; Streptophyta; Magnoliopsida; Brassicales; Brassicaceae. Bases 512 to 1858 code for a protein of 448 amino acids.